Serpula lacrymans var. lacrymans S7.9 is the source of this 174-nucleotide messenger RNA. RefSeq lists its product as uncharacterized. The annotation marks the transcript as partial. Gene Ontology annotation, molecular function: DNA-binding transcription factor activity, RNA polymerase II-specific; RNA polymerase II cis-regulatory region sequence-specific DNA binding. The record is from RefSeq and is a predicted model, not a curated record. Gene Ontology annotation, biological process: regulation of transcription by RNA polymerase II. NCBI's taxonomy places the organism in Eukaryota, Fungi, Basidiomycota, Agaricomycetes, Boletales, Serpulaceae. The transcript has a single exon.
GAGAAGCCUCAUUGCUGUGAGUAUCCAGGGUGCGGUAAGACAUUUGGUGAUUCGAGCAGUCUUGCGCGACAUCGAAGGACUCACACGGGAAAGCGACCAUACAAAUGCGAAGAUCCCGAAUGCGAGAAGACAUUUACACGACGAACGACAUUGACACAACACAUGCGAACGCAC